AUGGAUGAGCACGGCCAUUUGGACCAGGAGUCGCCGUCGGGAAAGUCGUGGGUGCCGUUGGAGUCGAAUCCAGAGUUGCUGACCGAGUUGAGCCAUGCGUUGGGGUUGAGUGAUGCUCUUGGGUGGCAUGACGUCUAUUCAAUUGAUGAUCCGGAUCUUCUGGCCUUUGUCCCACGUCCCUGCCAUGCGCUCCUCCUCGUCUUCCCCAUUUCCUCCGCCUACGAACAGAAACGCCAGAGACGAGAUGAACAGCUGAAGUAUAACACACCGCCUCCGGAGGGCGUUUUCUGGUUCAAACAAACCAUCGGAAACGCCUGUGGAACGAUGGGGCUCAUCCACGCUCUGUCGAACGGUGACGUUUACCCCUUCGUCACCCCCACCUCCCCUCUCCACAAAUUCGUGGAAUCAACCAAAAACCUGAGCAUCGCCGAGAAAGCAAAAGCCCUCGAAUCUAACACCGAGAUCGAGGAUUGUCACAGGAGUACAGCUACACAGGGCCAAACCGCAGCACCAGACGCUACGGACGAUACGGAUCUCCAUUUUGUGUGUUUCGCAAAGGGCACGAAUGGGUCGUUGUUGGAAUUGGAUGGAAGGAGGGCGGGGUAUGUCGAUCAUGGGAAGCUACCUGAGGGAGAGGAUUUGCUUGGGGAGAAGGCGUUGGAGUUGAUUAAGGAGUUUGUGACGGGGGAGGGGGAUAACUUUAACUUUUCGUUGACGGCGUUGGGGCCGUUGUGA
Saitoella complicata NRRL Y-17804 is the source of this 735-nucleotide messenger RNA. RefSeq names its product ubiquitin C-terminal hydrolase L3. Gene Ontology annotation, biological process: protein deubiquitination; ubiquitin-dependent protein catabolic process. Gene Ontology annotation, cellular component: cytoplasm. The record is from RefSeq and is a predicted model, not a curated record. Bases 1 to 735 code for a protein of 244 amino acids. The transcript has 2 exons. Gene Ontology annotation, molecular function: cysteine-type deubiquitinase activity. Lineage: Eukaryota; Fungi; Ascomycota; Saitoellomycetes; Saitoellales; Saitoellaceae.